This is a messenger RNA of Chiloscyllium plagiosum (whitespotted bambooshark), 2822 nucleotides long. The record is from RefSeq and is a predicted model, not a curated record. Lineage: Eukaryota; Metazoa; Chordata; Chondrichthyes; Orectolobiformes; Hemiscylliidae.
CCCUCACCCCCACCCUCACCCCCUCCCUCACCUCCCAGUCCUCCCCCUGAGCUGCUCGUGCCGCCUCCCUCAGGCCUGGGUCCCUGACGGCGCCGCUUUGUGCUGGCUGAGUGCCGCAUUGAAACUCCAGCUGCUCCUGUGAAUGCUGCAGUAUCCAUCCAUCCAUCCCCGGGAUUUCUGAUUGCAGCUGCUUUGUCAUCUGUAAAAUCAAUGGUUUAAACAGUGGCUAUGGUUGCUUUCUCAUUGUGUGGGGCUUUCGUUAGUACCCGACACACACAACCAUCUACUAUAAACUUUUGUAUUCUGCAGUCUUUGUCUUUCCUCCAAAUUUCCUGCUGGAAAGAGUUUUUAAAAUUUCAUUUGGAUUCUGCAUCAUCUAUGUAAUAUUGAGUAUUAACCUCUGCCACAGUGUUUAGCUGGUUGGUAACCAAGUUCAUUUUGGAACACAACAGACAAUACAAUUUGAAGAGUAGCAAAUAUUUGGCAGUAUUUCUUUCACUCCUGUUUUCUUCUUCCUUGAAGGUGGAAGCUUGUUUGAUUAUCACGUAGAGUUUUAUCGUGUGUCCUGCUAUAGAAGAAAUGUUUAGCAGAUGAGAAUGGAGGAUUAUGAGGAGUUUUGCAAUAGACAUUUAGCCAGGAUUCAGACUGAGAUGGUGGAAAAUAAAUCAUUUGAGUCAGUGUGGCCAAAGAACAAUUCUGUUAUCCACUUCCACGGGAUUGCUGCACUCUGUCCUCUGAUGAAUAGUGAAAGGAAGCUGGAGAUGCAGCAGUACAGACAAAAAGCUGUGGAAUUGGAGCUCAAGCGGCAGAAAGCGAGAAAAAGUGCCUUACUAACUCGUGUACAAGAAAUUAUAGAAAAUGUACAGGUAUGCCACGUGCCAAGUACCACCGAAUGCAUCAAAGAUCCUGGAAGUCAAUCGCCAACAAACAUUGAUCCAACAAAUGGCUUCAGCACAGUUCAGCAUACUGACCAGUCUUCAAGCUAUUCUGACAAACCUGCAGAUACCACUGUGUCAAUAGCGGCAUCAUUGAAAUUAAUGGAAGAAAACACCGCCAGAAAUUCUGAGAAGUGCACUUAUUAUUCCCAACUAAGUGACCUUCCUAAAUUGACUUGUAAUAACCAAUCCAAUAACACAUUCUCAGUAUGCACAAGUCCUAAGAAAGAGGAAUCAAAAACUGAUGUCAUGUUAUCCACAAAGGAAUCUCCUGAUCAUUAUGCAAUGAGUCUUCAGAACCUGUUAAAAAAAUCAAGAGAAUAUGUAGAGAGAGAACAAAAUCGACGUAGUGGGAAAAAUGUUUCCAAGGAAAGUACAAAUGAAAGUCAUUCCGAUAAAGAAAAUGAAGGUGUUAAAAUCAGUGACUGGGAAAAAGAAAGAAACAAAGUAUCUACCAAAACUUUGAGUCCCAGUCUUGUGACAAGCAGUGCAAGGUCAUCUUCACAGCCACAAAAUGCCUCUGCCUCUGCAACAAAUGAAAGCUGUGAAUUAUAUGAUAAAACAGCAGUUAGUACAUCAGCUUCAGUUUUAAGUAAUUCAACAAAAGUAGACUUUGCAGAAAAGUCAACAAAAGGCUUAUCGAGAGAAUCUGAUUCAGAUGAGGAUUGGAUAAACUGCUCAACAAGUGAACGUGACAGGAGCUUGCUUAAAAGCUUAAUGGGGUCUUAUGCGAAACUGCCCAACCCCGAACCAAGUCGCAGUCCGAAAAUGCACCAAAGACGUCCCAGGACGUCGACCAAUAUUGUUAUUAAUAAUCCAGUAAAUGCUUAUGAGCUAAGUCCGAAAGAAAAAUUUAAAGGAUUAUCUGGGAUACCUCUAGGUAAAAUAAAUAUUAAUUUUGAUGCAAAGAGAGCAGUUGUGAAUGAAGCUUUAAUAGCUGUCAAUCAAGAAGAAACAGAACAAAAUGCUGGAAAACAACAGGAUUUUCCAACAUGCUUGGGAAGUGUUGAUGAGAUGCCGAGAAAAGGAUGUUUACCCUUAUGUGUUAAACCUUCUGGAGUAUUGGAAAAAAAAAUGAUUGAAGGUGUAGUUGAUAAUGCUGUUCAAGCACCAUUGAGCAGCUUAAUUCAGAAAGAUCAUGAUUUGGAAAGGACAUCUCCAUUAUUUGUGAAUAAACAGGAAAUUAUUGAGUCCUCAGAACCCCAGAUUGAACUGAAUCUCAGUGGCCAAAAGACGACCAGUUUGACGGAAAAAGCUAAACAAGGUUCACCCAUUGAACUUAACAAAUCCUAUGAUGUCAAGCAUCCAUCUCCAGUGCUGCUGCAAAACCAAGUGACAAAACAACAAAUGGACCUCUCAGCUAUGUCUUCAGCCAAUGAAAAGAGUCUACAAAGUAGCAUAGAAGCUAAAGCCAAACGUAAAUUAGUGAUGGGUACUUCAAGCGCCAAAGAAACAGUUCAGGAGAUGUCCAGGUGGAUUCGAGAGGAGAGACAUCACAGAGUUUCUAUUAGCAGGAGUGAAACUGAAGUGCCUCCAAAUAACCAGAGUAAUGCUUUAGAUGGAGAGCUUAUAGCAAAACAGAUGAUGACAUUUGUAGAAAUGCGGAAGCAAUUGGAGGAACAACACACCUUACAAUUGUCUAUGCUGAUUGCUGAACAAGAAAAGGAGCAAGAGAAACUGCGAAGGGAAAUAGAGGAACAGGAAAGACGAUUUAGAGAGCAAAUGAAUUUUGUGUUGGAAUCAACAGAAAAUCGCUCCAGUAAAGAAAUGUCAUUAGAUUGGAGGAGAUUAAAUGAAAACUACUCAAUUUCAUCUCUAAUCACUCAAGUGGAUGGUCAUCAACUCAGUAAUUCUUCUAACAUUGGUAAUUAGAAUUUCUAAAGGCUA